Rubroshorea leprosula is the source of this 659-nucleotide messenger RNA. The record is from the annotation of a GenBank genome assembly. NCBI's taxonomy places the organism in Eukaryota, Viridiplantae, Streptophyta, Magnoliopsida, Malvales, Dipterocarpaceae.
ACCAAAGUUUUUUCUGUUUUGAACAGCAUAACAGUUAUGUCAUGAUUCAUGGAUUCGAAGACCUUGGAAAUGAUAGGGAGGGAGUCCUUGAGGCAAUUGACAAGCAACCAGUUUGCGCAUGGAUAUACGUAACACGAGGAUUCAAGGAAUUUAUGGGUGAUGGAAUCUAUGUUCGGUCAGAAGAGGAUGAAGCGAAACUGAUGAUUGAUAUUGCAAAUAGAAAAGAUCAAAAGCAUGCAGUUUUAAUUGUAGGGUAUGGUGCUGUGGAUAACAAACCUUACUUUCUGAUUCAGAAUUCUUGGAACACUACAAGGGGAAGCAAUGGAUAUGCCAUGGUUCAGAGAAGUAUGCUUAACCACUUUUGUUAUCCUAACGUUGAAAAUAUGAAAGUGGCAAUGGGUACCAAUCACUACAAUAGUAGAAUCGAUAAGGUGAAGUUGAGGUGAAGUUGAGGAUGGGAGAUGAUUUGAUACAUAUCCGCAUGAUAGUAGGCUCAUAUAUAUUCCAGAACUUGAUAUUAUUCAAGUGAUACUGUAAAGAUCUCUCAAACUGUAAAGAUCUCUCAAAUUGUGACAUUUCACAGGUUGUUAUGGUUCUGAUACUGAAAUUGAGAGCUGACACCUUUUUUUCAAUUUCUCCCAUAAAUUAGUCGUAAAAGA